AUGACCAUGGGACCGCUGCAGUUGGAAUCGCCUACAAGCGAUGGCGGGCAUUCAGGGUUGUUUCACCUCCACCACAAGAAGAGGGAGCCUAAGCGCCGCCCUGAGGACCUGCGUUCCGUUAGGUCGCCGCCCCCUACGGCGCCGACCAGCGCGCCGCAGUCCCCGAGCCACUCGCUUCUGAAUGGCCUGAAGAUGCACCCAGUUAAUAUUCUUUCCGGGCCCCCAGUCGGCCUGGAUAACAUCCCCACCCCCAGGGAGUCCCUCAGCUCGAGAGACUCGCUUGCCAGCGCGGGUGAAGGAUUCGAGCGGCCGCCUCCCGUCGCGCCGCCGCUCCCGCAUCUUCCGCUGCGCAAGAGGUCCUCGCAGCGCUUGCGCCAAGGAGCCGCAUCCCCUCUCUUAUCCUCUCCUCUCAACUUGUCCCGGAUCCCUCGUUCUGCCGUGGACUACCCCUCCCCCACUCGUUCCACUCGCUCGCGCCAGACGAGCUCCGCCUCCAAACCUUAUACCGACGACCCUUCGUAUAGCCUCCAACCCUCCCCGCUCGGCUCUCCCAUCUCGACUCGUACGGAUGCCGAGGACGAGGAGGACGUCGUGGACCCUCUGCCCGAUUCCAUCCGCCUUCGCCCGCGCGCCUCUUCCCACACCAUCAGCAAGCCUCAGCGCAUCCUUAGGACGUCGACGUCGAUUCCGAACCUGGCUCAGCUGCGCGCGCGGGAAGUGGUCUCCGCUCAAGGCCACCGGAGGGAGAGGCGGAGUACCGUACGCGACAGCUACCUUUCGAUGCUCCGUCGGGAACCCCCGGGCAGACCGCACGUCCUCGGGGACGAAAUGCGGUCGAGUUACCGAUCGAAUUUCACCAACUCUUCCUCGGGCUUUGUUGACGCGACUGGCACCGAGCGCAGCAGCAUCAUUUCCGAAAGGAGCGGGGUGAGCAGCACUCCUUACACCACCGAUUACGCAGAGACCGAUGUGGAGAAGACGGACUUCGAGCAAACCGAUGCUGAGCAAGACGGGAUGACGGUCGAGGACGCGAUUGAUAUGUAUGAGAUGGGGUUCGAGGACGAUCCGGACGAAGUGCCUGAGGGAUCGGACGAGGGUUAUGCGUCUCAGGUUCCUACAAAUACCACCCCGGGAGAAGCUCAGACACCGCCAAGGGUGCGAAGGCACUCUACAAGUAGCCUCCGCGACUCGGCUCUGGGCCCCGACGCCCCUGCAGACCACGACAUCCCCUAUGUUACCCCAUCUCGCAACGAUCGAGUGUCCAAAAUCAUGGCUGAACAAGAGAUCGCCGCCCAACUACCGCCGCCGCAAUCAGCCAGGUCCGCCAGAUCCGCCAGGUCCGCUCGCUCGGCCGCAUCGGGCAGGUCCAAGGGAUCCAUCAAUAUGGUCGCAGACAAGACGUUUUCCCAGAUGCUCGCCCCGAGGAUGUCCGUGAUGGAAAAGAAGGUGGAACUCAAGGCCGGGUCGUCGAUUCCCCGUGACCAGUACGGUUUCAAGAAGGCCACGCAAUAUAUUACGGUGGAGCAGUACGACACGUGGAACGGACCUUACAGGGAAUACACCGAACGUCGCCGCAAGAAGUGGCAGAACCUCAUGAGACAACAUGGACUUCCCAUCAGCAAGCCCACCCGCUUCCCGCCGCGCAGUGAAAAGGUGAAGAGGUUCAUCCGCAAGGGCAUCCCUCCCGAGUGGAGGGGCGCAGCCUGGUUCUAUUACGGGGGUGGCCCCGCUCGACAGGCGGCUAACCCGGGCUUGUACUGGGAGCUAAUCGAGCAGGUCAACGAUGGUAAGCUCAGCGAGCAAGAUCGCGAGCAUAUCGAGCGUGAUCUCAACCGUACCUUCCCGGAUAAUGUCAAGUUCAGGCCUGAGUCGAGAGCAUCCAUGAACGCGGCGCAUCUGCUUGACACGAAAUCCACCGACUUGACGCCGGAUUGUGAAACACCGAUCCUCCGCGCGCUGCGCCGCGUUCUCCAAGCCUUUGCCGUCCACAACCCCGGAAUUGGAUACUGUCAAUCGCUCAACUUCUUGGCCGGUCUGCUGCUCAUCUUCCUGGACGAAGACGAGGAAAAGGCCUUUAUCAUGCUUGACAUCAUCACCAGCAUCCAUCUUCCUGGUACUCACGGUCGCGUGCUGGAAGCCAACAUCGACAUUGGCGUUCUCAUGCACUGCAUCCGCGAGUCUAUGCCGGCCAUCUGGAACAAGAUCGACGAUACCAAAGAAUUCGAGCCGAAUGUCACCACCAGCUCGGCUCGCCUACCCACUGUCUCGCUGGCCAUGACUUCGUGGUUCAUGUCUCUUUUCGUGGGUAACUUCCCGAUCGAGACGGUGCUGCGUGUGUGGGACUCCUUCUUUUACGAAGGGUCCAAAACCCUGUUCCGCAUUGCGCUGGCCAUUCUGAAGAUUGGCGAAGCCGAGAUCCGGGCUAUCUCGGACCCUAUGGAGGUCUUCCAGAUCAUCCAAACACUCCCUCGUCGUCUCAUUGACCCCAACUCCCUCAUGGACGCGUGCUUCCGCCGUCGUAACGGGUUUGGACACGUCAAGCAAGAGACUAUCGACGCACGCCGCGUUGAGCGCCGUCGUGCGCAUCAGCAAGACAUUGCCCGCAUCAGUGGCAACUGGGCCGCUAAGUUCGGCAAGAAGGAGGUCGACGCACAGUCUGUGCGAUCAAAGGCCGGAGGAGUCCGCAGAGCGGCCAGCAAGCGCUUCAAGCAUAAGCGAAGAGCCCGUACCGACCAAGCUCAAGGCAAUUAA
Molecule: messenger RNA, 2751 nt
Organism: Lasiodiplodia theobromae
Lineage: Eukaryota; Fungi; Ascomycota; Dothideomycetes; Botryosphaeriales; Botryosphaeriaceae
Product: Tbc domain-containing protein
Exons: 1
Coding region: 1-2751 (916 amino acids)
Source: RefSeq, a predicted model, not a curated record